AUGACUUUAUCUGCGUUUCGCACGGCGAUCUGGUUCCCUUAUCCAACCGCCAAUCCCGGCCAUGGAUUCUGGGGAGAGCAGACGUCAACGCUCAACUUUUGCGAGGAGGACUAUGCAUUGUCAUCAUACUGCGCCGAGCUUUGCAAUACAGUCACAAACGCCAUUUUCAUGUGGCUCGGGAUAAGAGGGAUUAUAAACUGCCUGAAACAAAAACAUCCAUCAAUAUUCCUGAUUUCUUAUAUCGGGUAUAUGGUUGUAGGGCUGGGCUCCAUCCUCUUCCAUACGACGUUGAAAUAUCCCAUGCAACUGGUCGAUGAGCUAUCCAUGAUAUAUACUACCUGCCUGAUGAUGCAUGCGAGCUUCUCGUAUUCACGUUCACGAGUAUUUUCAGCUCUCCUUGGGAUUAGUCUACUCUCGCUUGCUGGAUCGAUUACGGUUUAUUAUCAUCUCACCAAGGAUCCUGUCUUCCACCAGACCGCCUAUGCUGCGCUGACGGCAACUAUCGUUUUCCGAAGCAUGUGGGUGAUGGAAGCGCAGUUACGGCCUGUAUUGAGUGCUCGCGAUCCAGAAAAGGCAUCACGGUUGCUCAAUACAAUGUGGGCUAUGGUAGCUACCGGACUUAGUAUUUUCCUUGGCGGCUUCUUAAUCUGGAACCUGGACAAUGUUUUUUGUUCCCAGGUGCGACAAUGGAGACAUGCUGUUGGCCUUCCCUGGGCUGUACUGCUGGAAGGCCACGCCUGGUGGCACCUGAUGACAGGGUUAGGUAAAUGGAGCACCUACUAUUACAUCACUUGGGGCACCUGGCUGCGGCAUUGCCUUGCGGGACAAGACAGCAAAUACAUACUCGUAUGGCCGAGGCUGUUGACAUCCAUUCCGUAUUUACAAAUGAUAGAAGACGACCAAUACCAAGACAAAAAGGUUCAGUAG
Messenger RNA from Trichoderma virens Gv29-8, 927 nucleotides. RefSeq lists its product as uncharacterized. Gene Ontology annotation, cellular component: endoplasmic reticulum membrane. Lineage: Eukaryota; Fungi; Ascomycota; Sordariomycetes; Hypocreales; Hypocreaceae. Bases 1 to 927 code for a protein of 308 amino acids. Gene Ontology annotation, biological process: ceramide biosynthetic process; ceramide catabolic process. The transcript is spliced from 7 exons. The record is from RefSeq and is a predicted model, not a curated record.